AUGGACGCUAUGAAGAAGGCGCAGGAGUUCACGUCGGUCGCAAAGGAUCUGCAGGAGCAGCUCAAGAACACCGAGAUCGAGGCGUCCGUGCGCGACGGGCAGGUCACCGUGGUGAUGACCGCGCAGCAGGUGCCCGUGAGUGUGACCGUGUCGGAUGAGCUCGUGGCCAUGGGCAGCGAUGAGGUGUCUAAGGCUGUUACUGAGGGCGUCAUUGCUGCGCACGGCAAGAGCUCGGAGUAUAUGAAGGAGAAGAUGGGGAGUUUGACAAAGGACUUUGGCAUCCCACAACCUCCGAUGCAAUGAGGCAAGGGUGCGAGCGUGCGAGCGUAUCAUGUUUAACAAUGGAAUUAUGUAAGCAACGAUAAAGAGACCGCGCCACCGUACGGGCCCGCUA
Molecule: messenger RNA, 394 nt
Organism: Chondrus crispus (carragheen)
Lineage: Eukaryota; Rhodophyta; Florideophyceae; Gigartinales; Gigartinaceae
Exons: 3
Coding region: 1-303 (100 amino acids)
Molecular function (GO): DNA binding
Source: RefSeq, a predicted model, not a curated record